CGACCAUCAGACUGGCUAGCACGAAGACUACAAAUAAGACCGGGAUAUCGGGGAGGAGUGGCACAGUAUUCCCGUCUGAGCUACAGAUCCACUGAACCACAGUUCAUUCAAAGAACACAGCAGCAGUCAUGGCUCAAGCUCUGGACAUUGAUAACUGGAACUUGGAGUGUGAGUUCAACAACACCGACCAUCGUACUGAUCUCAAUGGCGUAGAUUGCCUGAUUGUGAGGAGAGGCCAACCGUUCACAAUCAGCCUGUACCUUCGCUCCGGGAACUACCAGCCAGGAGUCAGCUCUCUUGACUGCGUUGCAGAAACAGGUCCUCAACCCUCUGAGCAGUAUGGCACCAGGGCCUCCUUUGGUCUGUCUGCCAACAUUGACACUUCCCGCUGGAGCGCCACUGUCAUGAGUCCCCCCGGGGACAUGGUGGCCCUGUCCAUCUGUUCUGCCCCUGAUGCACCUAUAGGCCGCUAUAACUUGACCCUGGGGCGAUCAGGCCGGAUUGAGUUUGUCCUGCUCUUUAACCCCUGGUGCCCAGGAGAUGCAGUAUAUAUGGACAAUGAGAAGAAUUUGGAAGAGUAUGUGUUGUCUCAGGAUGGAAUCAUCUUUCGAGGCAACUACAAACAUCCCAUAUCAACUCCCUGGAACUUUGGCCAGUUUGAAAGUGGAAUCCUGGAUGUCUGUCUGAGGAUUCUGGAUAUGAAUCCUAAAUGUUUGAAAAAUCCUGGCAAAGACUGCUCAGGGAGGAGAAAUCCCAUCUAUGUUUCCAGAGUGAUAAGCGCCAUGGUGAACUGUAAUGACGACAAAGGGGUGUUGCUGGGAAAAUGGACAGAUGGCUAUGAAGGAGGUGUCAGCCCCAUGUUCUGGAAAGGCAGUGUGGAGAUUCUGCGCAACUGGGACACACAAGCCUGUCAGCCUGUUCGCUACGGACAGUGCUGGGUGUUUGCUGCAGUGGCCUGUUCAGUUUCUAGAGCCCUUGGCAUUCCCUGCCGAGUUGUCACCAACUACCUUUCAGCCCAUGACAACAACAGCAACCUGGUGAUUGAACGCUACAUCAACGAAAAUGGAGAGCCCAUUCAAUCCGGAGAAAUGAUCUGGAAUUAUCACUGCUGGGUGGAGAACUGGAUGACCAGGCCUGACCUCACAUCUGAAUUUAACGGCUGGCAGGCCAGUGACCCAACACCUCAGGAGAAAAGUGAAGGAGUGUAUUGCUGCGGCCCCGUUCCUGUCAGGGCCAUCAAGCAGGGCGAGCUCAUGUUCAAGUAUGAUGCACCAUUUGUCUUUGCUGAGGUCAACGCUGAUGUAAUCACCAUCAUGAAGAAAAAAGACGGCGGCACGUCUACGGUCACUACCACUACAGUGGUGGGCCAGAAGAUCAGCACAAAGAGUGUGGGCAGUGACGCCAGAGAGGACAUCACUCAUCUCUACAAAUACCCCGAAGGCUCAGAUGAAGAGCGGGAGGCCUUCAAGAAGGCUAACCACCAAAACAAGCUGCUCCACCAGCAGGAAAACCAAGGCCUGCACCUCACUAUUGGCGUCACAUCAGACAUGAGGAAGGGCUGCGACUUCGACGUGUUUGCUGUGGUCACUAACAACACGCAGAGCGAGAAGAAGUGCCGCCUGGUGUUUGGAUCCUGUGCCGUGUCCUACAAUGGGUCCCUGGGAGGGAAUUGUGGUUUUAAAGAUCUGCUCAAUGUUGAACUCGCACCAGGAGCAGAGAGGCGAGUUUCACUAAGGCUGAACUACUCUAAGUACGGUGGCCUAAUCACUGAGGACAACUUAAUCCGUCUGGCAGCUCUGUUGCUGGACUACAGCACCAGCGAGUCAACGCUGGCAGUGAGAAACAUUGUGCUGGACAAUCCUGAAAUCAAAGUGAGAAUCCUGGGUGAACCAAAGGAGAAUCGGAAGCUGGCUGCGGAGAUCACCCUCCAUAACCCUCUGCCAGAGCCUCUGGAGAACUGCUGCUUCAGCAUCGAGGGGGCCAACCUCACUGGGGGACGCGUUGUCUCUGAGAGGCUGGGCUCCUCGGUGGGACCUGGGGAAGACGCCAAGGUGAAGAUGUACUUCACUCCCACCCAUUCUGGGCUGAGAAAGCUGGUGGUCGACUUCGACAGCAACAAGUUCUGUCAUGUCAAGGGCUACAGAAAUGUCAUUAUUGGAAAAUAAAGCCUUUCAUUCUGCAGUA
Messenger RNA from Micropterus dolomieu (smallmouth bass), 2184 nucleotides. It is a transcript of the gene tgm2b, whose product is annotated as transglutaminase 2b. Gene Ontology annotation, molecular function: protein-glutamine gamma-glutamyltransferase activity. The record is from RefSeq and is a predicted model, not a curated record. Lineage: Eukaryota; Metazoa; Chordata; Actinopteri; Centrarchiformes; Centrarchidae. The transcript has 13 exons. Bases 129 to 2165 code for a protein of 678 amino acids. Gene Ontology annotation, biological process: peptide cross-linking.